Molecule: messenger RNA, 609 nt
Organism: Dictyostelium purpureum
Lineage: Eukaryota; Evosea; Eumycetozoa; Dictyosteliales; Dictyosteliaceae
Exons: 2
Biological process (GO): sexual reproduction
Source: RefSeq, a predicted model, not a curated record
AUGUAUUUACAACUAAAAGAUCCAGAUAAAAGUAAACAUGAUAGUAUACCAGUAAUUUUCAAAUUCUAUUUUCCAUAUGAAAGAUUGGAUAUUUUUUUUCUAGAUUGGAAAAGUAAUGGUAGAUACUGGAGUGGAAAUGUUUUAAUCCCAGCAAAUUUAAUGCCAGGUUCGAUUUCAUAUUAUAUUCCAAAUUACGAUGCAAGCACCAUUAUUUUUAAUACCCAAUUAUCAUCAGAAUCACAACUAAAUGUCACAUCUCUCGAAGCUGAUCUUUUUGGCCCAAUUUUCGAAUCUCUUUUUCAAAUACCUCCCAAGUUUAUCUAUAAUGAAAGGGUUAUUCAAUUCGGGUGGAACAUCACAAUUAAAGAUACUCCUAAUGGGUUGUCGCAUGGCUUUAUAGUAGUUAGAGGCAAUCUGGAUCAUUCAUAUUACAAUUUUACAAUUAUCGUAAAGAAAAUCUCCGGCGACAGGUUUGUUGGGGAUUACUUAAUAACAAUGGAUAUUUCAUAUGGUUUAAUGGGAUGUGCCUCUCAAGAAUAUGAAAUUAUGAACGUUUAUUUAGAAGAUACUCAAGGUUUAUUCACAAGACACAAACAAAUCUCUGACUUU